Molecule: messenger RNA, 781 nt
Organism: Bradysia coprophila
Lineage: Eukaryota; Metazoa; Arthropoda; Insecta; Diptera; Sciaridae
Source: RefSeq, a predicted model, not a curated record
UAAAGACGUAAAAAAUGCAGUCAUGUUAAACAAACAUACUGUGACUCUCAACGAAUUACCAUGAGGUGCUACAGUUGGAUUAUAUUUUUGCUUCUGAUUAUCAUCGAAAACUUACUUGCCGCUAAAAGUAACACGUUUAUGGAUGCAGUCGAAAAAUUCUUUGGCGCCAGAAAUAACAAAUGUGAAAGUAACAAUUAUAAAAACGAUCCUGCCAUUUAUCCGCAACUGAAUGGAUAUUUGUACAACUUGUACACAUCGGUCGCUUUCGCUGGUAACGAAAUCUUCAAGGUUGAUCCAAAAGGAAACGACAAACUUUUUGUUAGAACAACAGACGACGGUAAAUGUUGCAGAACAUUAAAUUUUAUGUUAAGCAAGGAGUAUGCCACGUACAAUAUUACAAGUGGAGCAGAUUGUCCAACGAAACUCGUUGACAACUCAGCCCGUCUAAAAGUAAUAGUCUCAAAUAAAGACACCGAUGGUUCGUGUUGCAUCAUUAUGUGGAAUUGUCGUAAAUCACGAGAGGGUGUUCAUGCCUUUUGCGAUAAACGUGAAGUAUCUGAAGAGCAAAGUAAAUGGAUUCGUAAACAAUUCGACAAGUUGGAUUUGACAGCACUACAAGUCAAACAGACUGCCGAUUACAAUGGAGGAAAAUGUUUUCAAUAAUGACCGUUCUUAUGAUCAGAGUUUUGUCAUGAGUUUUCAAUCGAUUUUUAAAUAAAAAUUGAGUAUUCAAGCAACGAUUCUUGGUUCAUUUGACUGUAGGCCUAUAAAAAAACGUUCC